ACUUGUGAGAGUGCUAGUAUUGGUGAAUAUAAUAGCGCCAACAUAUCACUAAUGGGUGAGCGGGGUAUUUGCGGCGCUCACACAAACACGAAACGAAAGAGAGCACAAAAUGCAACGGAAAAAGCGCCAACGCCGCAACGAAUUGUCAGUUCACUUUUGGAGCUCAUACCGAGCAGUCGAUCGCACACGAACUCGAGCGUUAGUCGCACUCUCCCCAAGAGAUCGUUACGAUUUUUGAAAACAUAAAAAAGUGGAGAAAAGAAACAGUCGUCAAACCAAAAUUAAAACUUAACUAAAAAUGUUAUAAACUGGGCAGCAUAACUACAAAAUUAUAUGUGUUAAAUUUGUCAUGAAAAUUCGUUAAUCCUCCCCCACAUUCAAAACGCAGAAAAGAAGUACAAAAAAAAUACUGUGAGGUACUGUGUUAUGCGGAUUCCAUUUUUUUGUCAUAGUCAAAAUUUCUAGUUUUAUGGUGUGCUUACGGCCGCUGUUGCUGUUGCCCCAACCCGUUGUGCAUAUCUAUACAUAAGCACCCAAAUAUAUUUAGUUUACUAAGAAUUCACACACAAAAUGCUGGAAGACGACAAUUCGGAUCUGUUGGUGUGUGCCACAGAGUUUAAAGAAGACCGCUUGUUCUUUGUUGUAUUUAAGAAGAAUAUCAAGCCAAAGAAUACGGCCUCGACACAUUACUUUAGCAUAGACGAUGAGUUUGUCUAUGAGAAUUUUUACAACGAUUUCGGGCCACUCAAUAUAUGCAUACUGUAUCGGUAUUGCAUGAAGCUCAACAGCAAACUGAGUGCCAAGAGUCACGCGAACAAGAAAAUCGUGCAUUACACCUCCAUGAAUCCGGCGAAGCGUCUCAAUGCGGCUUACCUGAUUGGUUCGUAUGCAAUAAUUUACCUGAAUAAAACGCCCGAUGUGGCGUACAGAUUGUUAACGAGUACAGAGGUGCCUGCCUAUACGCGCUUCUGUGAUGCCAGCUAUGGACCCAGCAGCUUUAAGAUUUCACUGCUCGACUGCCUCAAUGCCAUACACAAGAGCCUGCAGGCGGGCUUUCUUAACUUUAAUGACUUUGAUGCGGAAGAGUAUGAGUACUUCGAGCGCGUGGAGAAUGGCGAUUUCAAUUGGAUUGUGCCGCAAAAGUUUAUUGCAUUCUGUGGACCGCAUCAGAAGUCGAAAACUCUGCCGAAUGGCUAUCCAUGCCAUGCGCCGGAUCGUUACUUCAGCUACUUCAGGGACAACCAUGUGACGACGGUGAUUCGGCUAAACGCUAAAGUCUACCAUGCCUCAUCGUUUGAGAAUGCUGGCUUCGAGCAUAAGGAUUUGUUCUUCAUUGAUGGUAGCACGCCCAGCGAUACGAUACUCAAAAAAUUCUUGUCCAUCUGCGAGAUGACAAAGGGCGCCAUUGCGGUGCAUUGCAAAGCGGGCCUUGGACGCACUGGCAGCCUGAUCGGUGCCUACAUUAUGAAGCAUUACGGUUUCACUGCGCUGGAGGCAAUUGCUUGGCUGCGCCUCUGUCGACCUGGCUCCGUUAUCGGUCAUCAGCAGCAGUGGAUGGAGGACAAACAGAGCUGGUUGUGGUCAGAAGGCGAACGGAUGCGUCGUCGUAUGGGCAUCCCAAUUUUGCAGCACAAGUACGGCAUUUAUAGCAUUGAGUUGAAGGAGAAAUUGGGCAAGAAUGAGAUGGUCGAGCAAACGCCGCUGCAGCUUGCCACGUCGGAUCCGUUCGAGAAUAUCGAUUUGCUGUUGACGCGGGUUAAGCGCAUUUCACAGCGUGUGGACACAAUGCAUUUGCAUGAUCAGGAUACAUUAGAUGGAGGCUGCGAGCAAACGGAUGAGGAGCUAUCAGAACAGCAGCUGGAAUUGCAGGAGCUGCAUUAUCACUCCACGGACGAGGCCAAUUGCAAUGCCAGUGAUAAUGAUACGGAUACGGCUAGUGCGCCCGCAGAUCAAACGCUUGGCUCCAGCUAUGUAGUGUCGACGCGCCGACGUAAAUCGCCUUCGAAUGCCAACAAGCCAACGGUAAUUGCCAAUUCAUUGCGCCGCCUGGUCAAUCCUGGAAGUAUCCGCAACACAAGUGGCAAUAGCAGCGCUAUAUCCGGCAGCCUGGAGCCAGCCGGCAGCUGCACUGAGAAGAAGCUACGCAAGCCAAGCAGCAACGUGUUUGAGGCAGCCCGUCAUACAAUUGCAUCCUCCGUACGCAUGUCACAAACGGCCCUCGAGAAGAAGCAGAUGCAAACGCAGGGCGACAAACUGAAUCAGAUCAAGGCGUUGCGGCGACAUCAUUCGCGGGUUGUGAACAGCAACAGUGACUCUGAUCCAAAUCAACGGCAUACACGCGCACGUUCUCAGCCAUUUCGCAACAACAACAAUGUGGUGAAUGUGUCAACGUCGCCGGCUAUGGCUCUUAAAGCCGUCAGCUGUUUGCCUACAACAACAGCCACUGCAACAGUAACAACAGCAACAACAUCUACAACAACAACAACAGCAUCACAUAAUCUUAACAACAGCAACUAUAAUAUAAACAACUCUUUGCAUAACUGUAACAAUAAUAGCACUAACAACAACAACAACAAUAUGCAAACCAAUACGGCCAGCCGUACGCGCAGUCUGGCUAUCUACAGCAAGAGAAUGGAAUUGAAGCACCUGCGCAAUGCGGAGCAACAGCAACAGGAACAACAGCCCGCUGCUGUGCUCGAUAAGCAAUUGAAAUCCUAUGCAACGAUCAAUGAAAGUAAAAUACCCAUAGGUGUCGGUGGUGUUGGUGGUGCUGGCAGCUCGGCAACCAUACCGCCAGUGCGCAGCAGCUUGACCCGCAGCUCGCUUCACCAUAUGACGCUUAGGGGUCGUUCACGCAUACGCUAUCAGCGGCCUGGUCAAGUUGGUUGUGGCGCAUCUGAAGAGCAAGCGGCGCAAGCGUGCACGAUGGCAACGGCUCGCUACUAUCGUGAUGUGUCCGCUAUACCCACGACACAGGUCAAUGCUGCUUGCAGUAACAGCAGCAGCCCCAGCCCCACCAGUGGGUGCUACACUGUUACGAUGCGUUCCUCAUCCGCUACGCUUGACCUUAACUCUAAUCCGCUGCCAGCUGCCUGCAACAACACAAUUACAACAGGUGCAAACGCAACAGCAACAGCUACAACAACAGCAACAAACACAAGCCGUCUUAGCAUGUUGGCCAGCAUGAACAGUAGCAAUGGACGUACUAGCGAUGAGCAAUCAGUUAACAGCAACUGCAUUGAGCAACAGCACCAAAUGGGGCACCAACUAGGCGGCAGCAAACGGAAUAAGCGUUCGCUUAGCUCAACACGUAUCGAAAAGGACAAAUGCGACGAGUAUAACACUAAAUUGCUGCGUAAGACCAGCGUUGCGGCUGCGGCAGCAGCAGCAGCAGCAACAGCAGCCACCGCUUCAACAAUGAGUAAAAGCAACAAUAACCCCAACAAUAAUAAUAAUAAUAAUAAUAUAAAUAAUAACAAUAAUAAUAAUAAUAACAAUAGCGGCAGCAGCAGCAAAUAUAAUAGCAACAGCGGAACUCCUUCGACCACCACUGGAGGUGGCAGCUUUAGGCUAUCGCGUCGAAUCUUUGCUGAGUCAGGUUCAUCAGCCUCCACAUCAGCCUCCAAUUCUGGUAUACCAACACCUACGCAGCCGCCAACGUUGCCUUGGCAUCAACAUCCUCAUCCACGUGUAUCAGGUCGCGUGACUACGGACCGCGAUCAACAGCAGCAUCUGAAGCUGCGCAAGAAGAUUAGCUACUAAAUGGCUUAGUCACAGCUAAAUGGAACUGCUGCAAUUGUUAUUGUUAAUACCUAUUUUGUAACGAAAAUUUUUUUUAGUAAUACUAGUAAAAUUUACAGAUUCAAGACCCACAACUGAACGACUUGGGUUUGGUUUUUAUUU
Drosophila hydei is the source of this 3903-nucleotide messenger RNA. It is a transcript of the gene cdc14, whose product is annotated as dual specificity protein phosphatase CDC14B. The record is from RefSeq and is a predicted model, not a curated record. Bases 571 to 3762 code for a protein of 1063 amino acids. Gene Ontology annotation, biological process: regulation of exit from mitosis; cilium assembly; positive regulation of cytokinesis. Gene Ontology annotation, cellular component: nucleolus; kinociliary basal body; centrosome. Gene Ontology annotation, molecular function: protein serine/threonine phosphatase activity; protein tyrosine/serine/threonine phosphatase activity. NCBI's taxonomy places the organism in Eukaryota, Metazoa, Arthropoda, Insecta, Diptera, Drosophilidae. The transcript has 8 exons.